This is a messenger RNA of Cryptomeria japonica (Japanese cedar), 936 nucleotides long. RefSeq lists its product as uncharacterized. The transcript is spliced from 3 exons. The record is from RefSeq and is a predicted model, not a curated record. Bases 1 to 936 code for a protein of 311 amino acids. NCBI's taxonomy places the organism in Eukaryota, Viridiplantae, Streptophyta, Pinopsida, Cupressales, Cupressaceae.
AUGGUUGAGGCUGUAGCAGAACAUAUGGGUUUUACCAAAGAAGCUAUUAAGAAGGCUAAGGAGAAAGAAGAGAUUGAAUCUAAGAAGCCUAAGAAUGAACGGAUUCCUUCUCAGUCAAAGCCUAAGGAGACUAAAUCUUCUUCUACUCCAGUGAAGUCAUCUACAACUCAGAUUUUAUCUAGAAAAGGAGUGUUAAAGAAGAAGCGGAAGCCUAAGAGAACCUAUGUAGUUGUAUCCCUUGUUGCUUUUGAGACUGAGUCUAAUAAGGAAACAAAGAAAGAAAAUAAGAAAGGAGAAUUUGUCAGAGUGAUUAGUAAACCGCAGUCCGGUGGUGCUCAGCUAAGAAAGAAGGCACAAUUUGAACCCUCUUUGACUGACAUGCCUAAAAGAGGAAGAAGGCUAAGAACAAAAUUUGACAAGGACCUUGAAUUCGGUAAGGUGGAAGACACAGUGGAAUUGAAAGGUGAAAAGGCAAAAGAGACACCUAAAGAUGUUACUACACCAAGUGAUGACAUCGAUGCACAGGUUGAAGAUAAGGAUAAGGAUAAAGAAGGAAAGGUUGUAGCAAGAGAAGAGGUGGAUAAGGAUAAGAAGAGAUUAACAAGAAUCCUUGUUGGAGAGACCGAAUCAGUUCAAAAGGAGACUAAGAGUUUGGUGAAAAAGGCUUUAGGUCUCAUCCCCAAUGAAGAAGAGAAAAAAGAUGAAGUAAUUGAGGAUAAUACUCCUAAAAAGCCAAAGUUAGAAGAAUUUCCUAAAGGUGUAAAGAUCACAGACUUUGAACUAGACAACAAGUAUAUGCAAGAUGAUCCUAUUGAUACUGAAUCGAUAGAUAUAAUAGAUGAUGAUAUCGAUGAUGCUAAUAAUGUUGCUAACACUUUUGACAAUACAAAUAUUUUUGAAGUUGAUGUACAGAAGUUUGAACAUCAGCAGGAAUAG